UUCAGAACAGAAUUCUCUCUAGAAAAUUUGAUAUUAGGUUACUCUUAUUCAAAUACUUCUUUAAAUUCGACAUUUGAACGCAACAGAGUCAAAAAUCAUGUCAAAAAAAAAACAUAAUGUGUCAUACAUUAAACCGAAUGAGCCGAAAUUUCUACGAGAAUUGAAAGAGCAAGCCGGAUAUAAAGAAGGUCCUACUGUAGACACAAAGAAAGAAGCACUACCAGAAAUCUCUGAUGAUGAAAGAGAAGACUUAACUGAUGAGAAGCCUGUUGUUGUCGUCUUAAAGUCAGGUGAUUUAACAGCAGAAGAAGCAGAUGCCUUCGAAAAAGAAAAAGAAAAAGAAGAAAAUAACGCACCUGCUGAUUUGUCUAAGAAGAUUGUAUUUCGCAAAACUAAAGCAACAGAAUCCGAAUCUGACGCCACAGAUAAACCUGUAAAAAAGAAAACGAAGAAAACAAAGCAGAAGGUUAUCUUGUCUUUCGACGAUAAUGAGAAUGAAGACGAUGAUGUUGGAUAACAUUGUAAAUUUUUACUUAAGUGUACUUGUGUAUUAUAUCUUCUAGUAUAAGUAACUUUUUUCUAUCAUAAA
Molecule: messenger RNA, 589 nt
Organism: Linepithema humile (Argentine ant)
Lineage: Eukaryota; Metazoa; Arthropoda; Insecta; Hymenoptera; Formicidae
Source: RefSeq, a predicted model, not a curated record